AUGCCGAAGACACUUGAAAGCCUAGCGCCGCCAUGCUACCCUUUAGAAGCGCCCGCAUUGGAUGAUCUACAAUUGCGAUACUCGUACGAAAUCGCACGAGGAGAAAUGGGCGUCUUGUCAUUUGAACCAUACAAGAGUCUUAUCUUGCCUUAUUGGGUUUUUCGCACUGUUCCACUGGCGCAGAAAUCAGCAGAAAUCUUGUGGUCCAUCUUCGAAUCGUAUGUGGAACGUGGUGAUUUGGUGGGGGCGGACAUGAGUCGCAAGUUCAUCCAAAUGGGCAUGACGCGCGCCCGCCGAUACGCCAACCAUAAAGGCGGUCGCAAAUAUGGUGCUGAGGGAGAACAGUUGGAGAAAUGGACCGGAGACGAUGUCGAGGGGAAGCGGAAGGAGAAAGAAGAGGCGAGCGAAAUCUUCAAGAGCUAUUGGAGGCGGUGUAUCGCUUCGGAGGAAUAUAUUCGAUUGAAGAAGGAGUGGUCCACGGCCAAGCAACAAUACCUCAAGGAUAAAGGAGGCUAG
Molecule: messenger RNA, 516 nt
Organism: Fonsecaea monophora
Lineage: Eukaryota; Fungi; Ascomycota; Eurotiomycetes; Chaetothyriales; Herpotrichiellaceae
Exons: 1
Coding region: 1-516 (171 amino acids)
Source: RefSeq, a predicted model, not a curated record